UUCAGAGCAAUUCCAUCAACACUUUGCUCAGAGCAGCCGCUGAAGGCAUAACCUUUGGAGGCUGUAAUUGGAAGCGAAUCUCACGGGUGCCGAGCCUUGGGGAAACAAACGUAAUUUCCCAAACAAAACAGGGCCAUUACUGUCACCUGCACCUCUUGGAUUCUUCAUUAUUGGCUUAUUUACUGAGAAUUUUGCAAGUGGGCGCAAAGUGAAGCAAAGCAAUCGUUUUCCCCUGACGACUUCAUCAUUCACCUAUCGGGGGAAUCUAAGGGACUCAAGGCGGUGUUUAGGAGUAUCAUCUCUUGGAGCAUCCCUCUACAGGCCUGGAUUUGAAAGCGGCAAAGUUACAGAAACCGAUUACAUGCCAAAGACGCCUUGGAACCAACAACCACCUGGGAAACAUAACGCAAAUCCCUGACACCUCCUAACUAAAGCGGUCCCUCGCCAUUUACAGAAAACAGAGACAUUGCUGCGUUGGUCUGCAGAAUCCGUCCGCAAAGCACCUUUGAGACAAACUGAGUGAAAGAAGUCGUGGCAUACGCUGUCAUAUUGGUCUACUCCCUCAGAUGCAAGGAGUGCUUCUCGACAUACAGAAAUAUUUCACACUUGGAGACAGCACCGCAGGAUUGAUGCACACAGUUUUUAUUCUCUGCUUCUUGUUCGCGGCACCUCUUUUCGGAUACCUUGGUGAUCGAUACAACAGAAAGGUCAUCUUAGGUGCUGGAAUAUUCCUCUGGUCAGGCGUCACCCUCGGAAGUUCAUUCAUCAGCGAGUCGAUGGCCUGGCUUUUCUUUAUCUCACGGGGCCUUGUAGGGGCUGGCACUGCCAGUUACUCAACCUUGGCUCCCACCAUCAUUGCUGACCUGUUUGAGAAAGACCACCGGACGUGGAUGCUGUCCCUCUUCUAUAUCUUCAUUCCAGUUGGAAGUGGUUUUGGAUACAUCCUCUCUUCUGGAAUGGCCCAAGCGACUGGCCACUGGAGCUGGGGAUUCCGGGUUACCCCUUGCAUGGGAGUCGUGGGACUGGCUCUUCUCAUUUUCCUUGUCCCUGAAUCAGCCAACUAUGGAACUGAGAAGAAGACUGGUGAGCAUGCAGAGGCCUCCACCUGGCUCAAAGACAUCUCAUCUCUCUGCAAAAAUUGGAGCUUUCUCUGGUCCUCGCUGGGUGUGACGGCCAUGGGCUUCGUGACAGGAGCCCUCAGUUUCUGGGUUCCAGUCUUCCUCUACCGAGCUCAGCUUGUUCUCCAGCAUGUGCCUCCAUGUGAGAAGGUGGAAACGUGUAACACCGCCAACAGCCGGAUAUUUGGAGGAAUUACGAUUGCAACAGGCAUUUUGGGGGUUGUCACUGGAGCAGAAGCAGCCAGAAGAUACAAGAAGAUCAACGCGAAAGCUGACCCACUUAUUUGCGCUCUUGGAUCGCUCACGUCUGCUCCAUGCAUGUACCUGGCUAUCAUGUUGGCUCAGGAGAGCAUCCUGGCUACGUACAUCUUUAUUGCCCUUGCUGAGUUUCUUUUAUCUCUCAACUGGGCCGUUGUGACUGACAUCCUCUUGUACGUGGUGAAACCUGCUUGCCAGUCGACUGCGGUGUCUUUGCAAAUAUUCGUCAGCCAUUUGCUGGGGGAUGCUGGGAGCCCCUACCUCAUUGGAAUUAUCGCGGAUACAAUCCAGGGCAACCAAGGAGAUCGCACCUACCUCUGGGAUUUCCGGAGCCUGCAGUACAGCUUUGUGUUGUGCACUUUUGUGGGUGUCCUCGGUGGAGGUUGUUUCUUGAUGACAGCCCUUCACAUCGAAGAAGACCAGAAGAAAGCUGCAACCCCACCAGUUCCAGGCACUGAAAACAAAAGUUACAUCUCUCACGAAGAAGGACUGUGAGACAAACUUCCCGCAGCGUGGGACUAUCUGUGGCCAAGCUAAUGGUGAAAGAAAAGGACUGGAUAUUAUCAACACAUCCUCCAUCUGGCAGAAUGAAAAUGGGGGUGAGAGAGAGCUUCUGUCACUGGUUUCCUCACGGGGCUUUCAAUUUACCCUCCAAAUCUUGCGGUGACCCUCCAUCUUCAUCUCUGAAACUGGCAGAAGAGCUUGCCAAGAAUUUGGUGGCAACCAAAGCCAUGAACGUAGCGGAGCUGCCAGUGUGAAGGCCCUUGCUUCUUAAAAUACGACUGGUGCAAAUGGAUCGACAUGAUCAGACAUAAGCUUAUCUUCCACUGAAAUCCACAGUUUCACAGUAUUCAGAGAUGGGGUGCAACGUGUUAAAAUAACGUGGUGUAUUGGAGUUACAAAGCAAUGCAAUGAGUGGGAACAACAUUCCUUGUUUUGAUGUAAUGAGUUACACAUUCUAGUUAUCCUUAUUUUUUUUAACAGAGGCCAUUUUGGAUAAAUGUUGGCAGGCAUUUUAAAAUGCUUUAUGUGUUCUCUCUUCACUCGUGAAUGCUGUUCAAAGAAUGAAGGAGCAACAUUUGCGUUCCCUUAAGUUCACCAGUUGAUAGAAACUCAUCGGGGACAGGUGAUGUGUAGGAGCUACUUCUUGGAUCCGUACUGAGGCUCUUUCCCAUUUAUGUUUUUUACAACUAAGGUGGGCUUUUCUGAGGCAGACCUGUGGUUUUAUGGGCAAUUAUUUCCUUUUUGAACUUUAAAAAGGUCACAGUUAGAGUGCAUAAGUGCCAUUUCAGUGAUGCACUAAAACACUAUAAUGCUAUUUUUAAAGAGGUAGGCAUGUUCCAGACUGCCAAAAUAAA
Molecule: messenger RNA, 2734 nt
Organism: Sceloporus undulatus (fence lizard)
Lineage: Eukaryota; Metazoa; Chordata; Lepidosauria; Squamata; Phrynosomatidae
Gene: SPNS3
Product: sphingolipid transporter 3 (putative)
Exons: 13
Coding region: 567-1871 (434 amino acids)
Biological process (GO): transmembrane transport
Cellular component (GO): membrane
Molecular function (GO): transmembrane transporter activity
Source: RefSeq, a predicted model, not a curated record